CGGCCCGCACCAUCGAAUGUACCUUUAAAUGGCGCUCCGAGUCCCCCUACGCCACCACUAGUCCGCUCUGCACCGCUUAAGGGAGAGAGCGGCUGUCUUCGCUCUCGUCCUUGCCCUUUCCUCUCCCAUUUCCCUCCUCGUUCCUGAUCCGCCCCGCCGCCCACCCCACCUUCCUCGGCUUCUAAACCCUAGGGUUAGUGCUCUCUUUCCAAGGGCGAUAGCCAUCGCCCGUCGAUCAUGCCGCUCUUCCUCUCCGAGGAGGAGUUCCGGCUCCUCUCCCACGACGCCGCGGCGGUGGCGGAGAGGGCCGAUGCCGUCAUCCGGGACCUCCGCUAUCAGGUCGACACCGCCAAGGCGGAGAAGGACGCCGCUGCCAUUGCUGCCGAGCAGACCUGCGCUCUCUUGGAGCAGAGGUACGAGUCCCUCUCCGACGACCUUGCUCGGCUCCGGUCCGAGAAUGCCCAGCUCUCUGUCUCUGUUGAGCAGAGGCUCUCCGAAAUCGCUGAGAUCCAGGCCGAGAAGCACCAGCUCCAUCUCAAGGCCAUUGGAAAGGAUGGAGAGAUAGAGAGACUAUCGUUGGAAACGGUGGAACUGCACAAAUCCAAGCGCCAGCUUCUGGAAUUGGUUGAGCAAAAAGAUGUGGAGAUCAGGGAGAAAAAUGCCACCAUCCAAAGCUAUCUUGAUAAGAUCGUUAGUUUGACAGAUAAUGCUGCUGCAAAGGAGGCCAGGCUGAAUGAUAGUGAAGCAGAAUUGGCGCAUUGUCGUGCUACAUGUAAUCGUCUUACUCAGGAGAAGGAACUUCUUGAACGGCAUAAUGUUUGGCUUAAUGAGGAGUUGAGCGCCAAAGUUAACAGCCUUGUCGAACUACGUAAAACACAUAUGGAUGUUGAGGCAGAUUUGUCUGCUAAACUUGCUGAUUUUGAAAGACAGAUGAAUGAGUCUUCAAGCUUGUUAAAACGGAGUAAGGAAAGAGUAACUGAACUGGAGAUGAGAAUCACGUCCUUGGAAGAGGAGUUAUGCUCGUCUAAGGGUGCUGCUGCUGCUAAUGAAGAGCACUUUGCUGCUGAGCUAUCAACUGUCACAAAGCUUGCUGAACUUUACAAAGCGAGUUCAGAGGAAUGGUCCAAAAAGGCAGGGGAGCUUGAGGGUGUUAUCAAAGCAUUGGAGACACAUAUGACUCAAGUUGAAAAUGAGUACAAAGAAAAAUUUGAAAAGGAACUAUCACUUAGAAAAGAUCUUGAAAAGGAAGCUGCAGUCAUGAAGGAGAAGUUAGAAAAGUGCGAAGCUGAAAUUGAGAUUGCAAGGAAGGCUAAUGAGUCUAGCAUUCUUCCAUUAUCCAGUUUUCGUGCUGAUCCAACCUUGGAAGAACUUGAUAACACACAUGAGGAUGGUCGGUUGGUUGUCCCCAAGACUCCAUUAGGUAUUUCAGGGACGGCAUUAGCUGCUUCCCUUCUUCGAGAUGGUUGGAGUCUUGCUAAAAUGUAUGAGAAAUAUCAAGAAGCUGCUGAUGCUCUGCGACAUGAGAAGUGGGGACGGAAGCAUGCAGAGGCCAUUUUGGAACGGGUACUACAUGAAAUAGAAGAGAAGGCUGAGAUCAUUUUGGAUGAACGAGCUGAACAUGAGAGAAUGGUGGAAGCAUACUCUUUGAUGAAUCAAAAAUUGCAGCAGGCACUAUUAGAGCAUGAUAAUUUUGAGAAUACUAUUCGGAACUUAAAGUCUGAGUUGAAGAAGCGUGAACGUGAUCAAACUAUUGCACAAAAGGAGAUAAGUGAUCUUGAGAAGCAGGUAACAGUUCUUUUGAAGGAAUGCCAAGAUAUUCAACUUCGCUGUGGUGCUACCCCUCAGUUUCCUGGUGAAAAAUCUGUGACUAUGAUUUCAGUUGAUAUUGAUGAUGGCACUGAUGCUAGGAACAAGAUCUCUGAGCCCCAUAUGAUGUUUAAGGACAUACAUGGAUUAGUGGAGCAGAAUGUCCAGCUCCGAGGCCUUGUGCAUAGUCUUACAAGUGAAGAUGAAAAAAGAGACUUUGAACUAAGGGAGAGUUUCCAGAUUGAGCUUCAGAAGGUCACUGAUGAGGCAACUGCUAAGGUUGAAGCAGUGCUGAAGAGAUCCGAGGAACAAGGGCACAUGAUUGAAUCUCUUCACAGCUCUGUUGCAAUGUAUAAGAGGUUAUAUGAAGAAGAACGUAGGCUUCGUGCUUCUAGCCAUGUUUACACUGAAUCUGUUCCUGGAGAUGGAAAGAAGGAGCUUAUGCUUCUCUUUGAAGGUUCUCAGGAAGUUUCAAAGAAAGCAUAUGAGCAACUAACUGAACGCGCUAGAAAUCUUGAAGAGGAUUUGGCUAAAUUGAGGGGCGAGCUUACAUCGAUACGUUCAGAGCGUGAUAAGAUGAUCCUGGAAGCCAGUUUUGCUAGGGAAAGACUUGAUAGUUUCAAGAAAGAAUUUGAACACCAGAGAAAGGAGGCAAAUGCAGUUUCAGCUAGAAAUGUGGAGUUGACACACUUGCUGGUUGAUUAUCAAAAACGUCUCCGAGAAAGUUCUGAUUCUUUACAAGCCUCGGAGGAGAAUUUACGAAAGCUUUCUAUGGAGGUGUCUAUUUUGAAGCACGAAAAGGAAAUCCUUAUAAACUCGGAGAAAAGAGCUUCUGAUGAAGUUCGCAGUCUGUCUGAGAGAGUGCACCGUCUGCAGUCAAGCCUGGACACCAUUCAAAACACUGAGGAGGUUCGAGAGACUGCAAGAGCUGCAGAGAGAAGAAAACAUGACAAGUAUCUAAAACAAGUUGAAAGAGAUUGGGCAGAAACUAAGAAGGAACUUCAGGAGGAGCGAGAUCAUGUUCGUGCACUAAUGCUUGAUAGGGAAAAGGCAAUGGAUAAUUCCAUGAGACAGGUGGAUGAAAUGAGAAAAGAAUUAGCUGAUGCUUGGCGAGCUGUUGCUUCAGCUGAAUCAAGGGCUGCCGUGGCAGAGGCUCGGUGCUCUGAUCUGGAAGCCAAACUCGGCUGUACGGAGAAAAAGGUGAUUAAGAAGAGCGGUGGAAAUGAUCCUUCAGCAUUUUCUACAGAUGAGGUGACUGGAGAGUCAUGGAAAGUGAAAGAGGAGAUGGAAAAACUGAAGGAGGAAGCACAGGCCAACAAGGAUUUUAUGCUACAGUACAAAGAAAUAGCAUACACGAAUGAAGUUGCAUUGAAGCAAAUUGAAUCUGCACAUGAGGAAUACAAGGCCGAGGCAGAGAAAUUGAGAAAGUCAUUGGAAGAUGAAGUUCUUUCUCUGAGGAAUAAGGUGUCUGAGCUGGAGAAAAACUAUGUAUUGAAGUGUGAAGAAGCGGCUUCGGCCGUGGAAUCUAAAGAAAGAGAACUUUCUUUUGUCUUGGCCGAGACUUCAGGCUUAAGGGACGAAAUUGCUCAAAAGAUGACACAAAUAGAAGGGUUGGAAUUUCAGAUAUCCUCUUUGAAGGAUGAUCUUGAUAGGGAACACAUGCGUUGGCGAACUGCCCAAGACAACUUUGAGAGACAGGUUGUUCUCCAAGCUGAGGCAAUUCAAGAGUUGACUAAUACUUCUAAGGAAUUGUCUUUGUUGCAAAGUGAAAUAGCAAAGCUGCGGAAAAUUUCAGAUGCACAAAAGGCUGAAAAUGAUUCUCUGAAAGCAUUGUGGGAAAAGGAAAAAUCAGAGCUGCAGGCACAAAAGGAUGGAGCUGAGAGGAAGUACAAUGAAAUAAAUGAGCAGAAUAAAAUAUUGCACAAUCGACUGGACUCUUUACACAUUAGAUUAGCUGAAAGGGAACAAAGUUAUGCGGGAUUUUCUUCCCAAAAUGUAGAUUCAAAAGCUGAGAGUGACUUGCAAAAUGUUAUCAGCUAUCUUCGCAGGUCAAAAGAAAUUGCGGAAACCGAAAUAUCCUUGCUGAAACAAGAAAAGUUGCGGUUACAAUCACAACUUGAGAGUUCUAUAAAGGCCUCUGAAAGAGCUCAAACCUUACUACAUUCUCAACAUGAGAAUUCUAAAGCAAUAUUAUUCAAAGAUGAUGAAUUCAAGUCCCUACAGCUUCAGGUGAGAGAAAUUAAUUUGCUUCGUGAAAGCAACAUGCAGCUUCGAGAGGAGAACAAGCAUAAUUUUGAAGAAUGUCAGAAACUUCGUGAUGAAGUGCAAAAGGCUAAAAUGGGAGCUGAAAGAUUUGAAAAUCUUCUAAAAGAGAAGCAAAUAGAGUUUGAUGCUUGCCAGAAAGAGGUUGAGAUGCACAGGAUGGAGAUAGGGCAUCUGAACAAUAGGAUUGUUGAGUUAGUCGAAAGUUGUAAAAAUAUUGAUCCUGCGGAACAUGAACGAAUGAAGGACGAGCUCCAACAGAUUAAGGUCCUGCUGAAAGAAAAUGAGAUGGAGGUUCAGUUGACAAAAAAUCUUCUUUCCGAGAAACAAGAAACUAUAUCAAACUUGGAACAAGCCCUUGUGAAAUGUCAAUCAGAAUUAGCUGAACAAGUGAAAAGGUUAAAUGAUGCCCUUCAAAUUGAGGCAAAUAUCAGACAGGAAAAUGACAAACAGAAGAAGAUUCUUUCUAUUUUGAAGAAAAAGAAUGAGACCUUGACAAAAGAGAAGGAAGAACUGAACAAGGAAAACCAAGCCCUUUCGAAACAGAUAGAAGAUUUAAAAUCAAGUACUAAUGCCCUUUCGAAACAGAUAGAAGGUUUAAAAUCAAGUACUAAUGACCAUAGUGCAUCUGUAUACUGUUACAUGUAUUGUUUUCUUUUCCUAAUCUGGUCAAACUUGGCAGCCAAGAAGAACACAGCUGACUCAGUGGACCAGGCCGCAAAGGAGAAGGACACCAGAAUACAGAUACUGGAGAAAACUCUAGAGAGAGAGAGGGAUGACAACAAGAAAGAGAAAGCAAAGCGGCAAAAGAAUGAGAAGGCAGUACUUGAUAUUAUGCAGACAGUAAACAAGGAUAAGAGAAGGCUUGUAGAGGAACUUUCAAAGCACAAACUUGCCAUACGUGCUGUGGUGGAGGGAACUGGACUAACUGAUACUCAACUUCCUCCUGGGUUUAGCUUGGAUGAAGAAACUCAUAAAUACUUCUUUUCCACUUCUAACUUGGGAGAAGCAGUGAAUUCCCUUUUAAAUGAUGGUCAGGGAAGUCAUCCCCUCACUUCAGACACAUCAACUGUGGAUACAUCCAUGGCCGCUCCAGGUCGGCAGGUUCCCUCUCAGCAGGCGAGACUUUCUACUACACCUCAUGUGAAAACAACACAGGAAAAAGAGAAAGGGUCCGCUGUGGUCAAACCAGUUAGUGAAGCCCGUAAGGGAGGGAGGCGGCUUGUACGUCCUCGUCUUGAGAGGCCUGAAGAACCUCAAGUUGACAUAGAAAUGUCAGGAAUGGAAGGGUCUACUGCAGCAGAAGAGGGAAAAGUUGGUACAUCUCAUGAACCAGAACUUUUAGGUGACAUUUCUUCGCGACAUCCAUCUUCUGCUCGCAAACGCCUGGCUUCAUCAUCAGCACCAGAGCUAAGAGAAGAGUCUGUUUCACAAGAAGAGACCGGACCUGAUGUUGCACCUCCAUUGAAGAAAUCCAAGGACUCUGAUGUCCAAGAGGCCUAUGAAGGAAAAACCAUCGCAUCAUCUUCUGAGAAUCCUGACACAGCACCACAGUCAUCUGUUCCAUCUGUUGAUAUUUCUGAUACACAACCACCUGUGGAAGAUACGGAAUCUGAUCAAGCUCCAGCCUUGUCAGGCGAGGAUAUUGUGGACACGGCGAAGGAUGAUGCUGCAACAAAUGAAGAAAUAGAGGAACAUCAAAAGCUAUCAAUGGAUGGUGCAAAUCAAGAAGAUGACAUUCAGUAUGAAGGGGAUGCAAUUGCAGAAGAGGUUGCUGAUAAGUCUAGAGCACCAUUGGAUUUGCUUGAUGAAUGCUUAAAGAAUGAAGAUGGAAGAGAAAUAUUGCAGUCUUUAGCUGCAGAUGGUGAAGAAGAGAGGGAAGAGGGGGAAUUGUUGCCUGAUGAACCAGAACAGCAACAAGAGGACGGUACAUCGGUAGAAUGCCAGCAUGAGUCUGCGCCUGGUGAUGGAGAUCGGACUGGGGAUGAAACUGGGGAGCUUGUUGAGGCUGCCUCACCUGAAGUUGUGAGUGAAAGUGUUGAUGCUAUGGAAGAGGUUGCUGAAGGCAAUGAUAACAGUGAUCAUGGUGCUCCUGAUACUGUGCAGAGUCCACAGACAUCUGCAGGCAUAUCUGAGGUUCCACCAAGCACUCCUCCACAAAGUGCAGUCUCGGAACAGCAGAGUGCCAGCACUGUUGCGGAUACAGAAGAAUCACGGGGCCACAGAACAAUAACCAUAUCUGAGAGAGCUAGACAGAAUGCCAUUUUGAGACAACAAGCCAGAAUGACAGCUCAGCCACCCUCAAGAAGAGGCAGAGCUGCUGGGAGUUACAGGAGAGAUGGCAACCGGGGGGGAUCACGAGGUGGCCGAGGGGGACGUGGGUCAGCAUUUGGUGAUAGAGAACAAGUUUGAUUGAUGGGCAAAUAAUAAGCCCUUAGACGUUUCAUUUAUAUUUCCUGCACUUGUAAAUUUGGCUUCAGACAUGCCUGGGUUUGGCGGAGCCGUGCUUUAAUUUAUAAGUUGCUAAGAUGAAUGUUGCCGUCCAUAUGUAUUGCUCUUGAUUCUGCUUCUUUGAAGCACUUUGUCAUAAUCUUGGUUCAAUGUUUAAUGUCAUGCCUAGUAAAUUUUACCGAACCAUAACCCUAGCAUGUCAUUAGAUUCAAUGCUCACUGGAGAAAACUUGAUGUUCAAAACUA
Phoenix dactylifera (date palm) is the source of this 6764-nucleotide messenger RNA. The record is from RefSeq and is a predicted model, not a curated record. Lineage: Eukaryota; Viridiplantae; Streptophyta; Magnoliopsida; Arecales; Arecaceae.